UUCCCAGGAAGUGCCGGACUCGGGAGCCUUCAGGGCGGGCGAACUGAAGUGAGCCGUCAGCAGGCAGAGAGUGUGGGCAGAGAGGGUCCGCGCACCCUCCCGUCUCCCGGUAUGCCAGGUUGGGGGCUGCAGGGGCGCGGAUCCUCCCGGGUUUCCCUUAAGACGAGCUCAAGGACUGCCCAGAAACGUGCGGGUCCCUCGGAAAGCCAGACCCCGGGGGUGCUCGGUGACGGGAGCGCGGUGCGUGCGAGAGAGGGACGGAAUUAGGAUGUGCCUGGAUGCUGCCCCGCGGGUAAUUUCCCCUUCCUCCCUUUCGCCGCAAGCCGUGCCCGCUGCGGCGGGGAAAGCCCGAGAGGUGCGGGCUGCCCCCCGGCUGCCCCGGGGAAGCCGCCCCCCAGCGCAGGCACGAAGCGGCCCGCUGUCCCCUCCGCAGCAGCGCAGGGGGUGCACGGGCACCCUCCUAACCUCCCGCCCGGGCCCCCCAGCACCACCCCAAAGCCGACUGCGAACCGGAGGAGCCUGAGGGAGAAACCGCGGAGAGGGAAGCUGAGAAAAGGGUUGGGGCCAAUGACACUGCUGCCCCCAAACUUUCCGCCAGCAGGAGCUAUAAGAACCUCCAAGUCUUCAACUUUCUCCCAAUCCCAGACACCUCGAAGGGGCUCCAAGGAGGGAUCGGGAGGGAUUUUUUUUUUUGGGGUUGGCUUUUUUUUUUUUUUUUUUCCUCUUGGAUCCUGAUGCCAUCCCCCCUCCCCCCAAAGUGAGGUCCUCCCUCCCUCCCUCCCUCCUCCUCCUCCUUCUCCUCGCAGGCCAGCGAAGCAGCCGACCAAGGGGGAGCUGGCGGGUUAGGUGCCCCCCUCUUCUCCCUGCCCUCCCCCCCCUCCCGGCCCGCUUCUCGCGUCUCCCCCCAGAGAUGAUGCAGCAGGACGAGUCAAACUCGCCAGUCUCCCCCGCCGACGACAGCUUGAGCAACAGCGAAGAGGAGCCGGACCGGCAGCAGCUGCCCAACAACAAGAGAGGGGGGCGCAAGCGGCGCUCCAGCCGCCGCAGCGCCGGCGGCGCCGUCGGGGCCGCGGACGAGCCCUGCAGCCCGGCCCAAGGCAAGCGGGGCAAGAAGUGCGGGGCGGGCGGGGGCGGCGGGGGCGGCGGCAGCAGCAGCGGCGGCGGCAGCCCCCAGUCUUACGAGGAGCUGCAGACCCAGCGGGUCAUGGCCAACGUGCGGGAGCGGCAGCGCACGCAGUCGCUGAACGAAGCCUUCGCCGCCCUGCGGAAGAUCAUCCCCACGCUGCCCUCGGACAAGCUGAGCAAGAUCCAGACCCUCAAGCUGGCGGCCAGGUACAUCGACUUCCUCUACCAGGUCUUACAGAGCGACGAGCUGGACUCCAAGAUGGCAAGCUGCAGCUAUGUGGCCCACGAGCGGCUCAGCUACGCCUUCUCGGUGUGGAGAAUGGAGGGCGCCUGGUCCAUGUCCGCAUCCCACUAGCAGGCGGCGUCCCCCACCCGCAUCCCCCCCGGCAGGAGCCCUAGAUGACAUUGUUCCCACAGAUGGAGAAAAUGGACAAUCUAGAGACUCUGAAGUUGGAUACGAUUUUUUUGGUCUUGUCUAAAAAAAAUGUACCAAGGAUUUCUUGGAAAUUAGAAGAGCAAUAUCCAAAUUCAAAGCAGGGCGUGGGGAGCACUUAAGGAAAGAGAAAGAGACAAGGGCUUUGGACAGUGACUACCCUUUGGGCGUCGGUACAAUCCACACAUCUCUGCAUUCUGAUAGAAGUCUGAAUCGUUCGAUUUUUUUUUUUUUAAUUUUGACGAAGAAUGUUGGAAUUUAACUUUUUUUUUAUUUGCCUUUUUUUUUGCAUGCAUUCCCAAGAGGUCUUGCCUGUGAGCCACUGAUGAAAGGAAAUACAUUAUUGUGGACUUUCUUCAUUCUUGAAUGAAACCAACCAACCAACCAAAAAAUAUCCCUGUAGAGAUGAAAACUUUUUUUUUUUUUUUUUUUUUUUUUUUUUUUUUAGGGGGGAAUAAGCUGGGCUCAAGCUGUUAUAUACCCGGUUCCUAACUUUUUUAUUAUUAUUAUUUUUCCUCUGAGAAAAAAAUAAACAUUUUAUUUAUUUAUUGAUGACCCAUGUUAAAAUGCAAAUAGAUCCGGUGUCUAAAUGCAUUCCUAUUUUUAUGAUUGUUUUGUAAAUAUCAUUGUAUAUUAUUUUUCUGCAAUAAAUAAAUAUGAAUGAAAUUUUAAUAACCUUAAAGUUUGGUCUCUCUGAGAACUCAGGGUUGGAACUGGAGAUAAAUACCUGCUUGUUGAGCUGUAAAGACAC
Molecule: messenger RNA, 2309 nt
Organism: Aquila chrysaetos chrysaetos
Lineage: Eukaryota; Metazoa; Chordata; Aves; Accipitriformes; Accipitridae
Gene: TWIST1
Product: twist family bHLH transcription factor 1
Exons: 4
Coding region: 911-1480 (189 amino acids)
Biological process (GO): developmental process; regulation of transcription by RNA polymerase II
Molecular function (GO): protein dimerization activity; DNA-binding transcription factor activity, RNA polymerase II-specific; RNA polymerase II transcription regulatory region sequence-specific DNA binding
Source: RefSeq, a predicted model, not a curated record